This is a messenger RNA of Hordeum vulgare subsp. vulgare (domesticated barley), 2311 nucleotides long. Its product is annotated as sodium/hydrogen exchanger 6-like. The transcript is spliced from 22 exons. The record is from RefSeq and is a predicted model, not a curated record. Bases 151 to 1755 code for a protein of 534 amino acids. Gene Ontology annotation, molecular function: sodium:proton antiporter activity. NCBI's taxonomy places the organism in Eukaryota, Viridiplantae, Streptophyta, Magnoliopsida, Poales, Poaceae. Gene Ontology annotation, cellular component: endosome; membrane. Gene Ontology annotation, biological process: sodium ion transport; proton transmembrane transport; regulation of pH.
CGAAACGCGCUCUCUGUGCUAGAAAGUUGCGGCCCCACCAACAAGUCGCACUUUCCAAGCUUCCUCCCACUCAGGCAGUCUUCCGGAAGGCCCCGAUUGACUGAUCCCCUCGUCGCCGGCCGCCGCCCCCAGCGUUUCUCGCCGGCGGGCAUGGCGAUGGAGCUGAGCAUGGCCCUGGCGGCGCCGCCGGGGGGCGGGCUGCUGGCCCCGCCCCCUCCCGCCCCGCCCGGCAAGGAGCAGCAGGUGGCGGGGGUGGGGAUCCUGCUGCAGAUCUCCAUGCUCGUGCUCUCCUUUGUGCUCGGCCACGUCCUCCGCCGCCACCGCUUCUACUACCUCCCCGAGGCCAGCGCUUCGCUCCUCAUCGGACUAGUUGUUGGUGGGCUUGCUAAUAUUUCGAACACAGAGACCAACACUAGGACAUGGUUCAACUUCCAUGAAGAAUUCUUCUUCUUGUUCUUAUUACCUCCUAUAAUAUUCCAAUCAGGAUUCAGCUUAUCCCCAAAACCAUUCUUUGCCAACUUUGGGGCUAUUGUUACUUUUGCCAUUCUUGGGACAUUCAUCGCUUCCAUCGUAACUGGGAUGCUUGUCUAUCUUGGUGGACUCACAUUUCUAAUGUAUAAACUUCCACUGGUUGAAUGUCUUAUGUUUGGUGCUCUUAUAUCCGCGACUGAUCCUGUCACAGUAUUAUCAAUAUUCCAGGAACUGGGAAGUGAUGUUAACUUGUAUGCUCUGGUGUUCGGCGAAUCUGUUUUAAACGAUGCGAUGGCAAUUUCUCUUUACAGGACAAUGUCAUCAGUCAGGAGUAAUGCAGCAGGAGGCGAGAACAUUUUUAUGAUGAUUCUACAGUUCCUUGAGAUCUUUGUUGGUUCAAUGUCAUCAGGUGUCGGAGUUGGAUUUAUCUCUUCUCUUCUAUUCAAAUACGCGGGAUUGGAUAUUGACAAUCUUCAGAACUUGGAGUGCUGCCUUUUUGUUCUCUUCCCAUACUUCUCGUAUAUGUUAGCGGAAGGACUUGGCUUGUCAGGAAUUGUUUCUAUACUAUUCACAGGGAUGGUUAUGAAGCACUAUACGUACUCUAACCUGUCAGAUAACUCGCAGCGCUUUGUUUCCGCCUUUUUUCACUUGCUAUCAUCUUUGGCUGAAACAUUUGUCUUCAUUUAUAUGGGCUUUGAUAUCGCCAUGGAAGAACAUAGCUGGUCACACGUUGGGUUCAUCAUCUUCUCGAUUAUAUUUAUAAUUGUUGCAAGGGCAGCAAAUGUCUUUUCUUGUGCCUACUUGGUUAAUAUAUCACGGCCAGAACAUCGGCGUAUACCUCUAAAUCACCAGAAGGCUCUUUGUUUCAGUGGGCUUAGAGGAGCCAUGGCUUUUGCGCUUGCUCUCCAAUCUGUGCAUGAACUUCCUGAAGGACAUGGAAAGACGAUAUUAACAGCUACCACAGCCAUUGUCGUUUUAACGGUUCUUCUUAUUGGAGGGUCGACAGGCACCAUGUUAGAAGCUUUGGAUGUAAUUGGUGAUGAAAAUACAUCAAUAGAAACUUACGAGGAUAACAAUGGUUACAUUCCCCCAACUUAUGAGGAAGGCACAUCGUCUGGAGGAGGAUUGAGAAUGAAACUCAAGGAGUUCCACAAAAGCACAACAUCGUUCACCGCCCUUGACAAGAACUAUCUAACUCCAUUUUUCACCAGUCAGACUGAUGAUGAUGCUGAUGAUUUCGGUGAUCAGCCCCAAAACCAGAGACAAGGGUUCUAUGACCAAUAGCAGAGUAUGAGCACGACUAGCUAUACACGGUGCCAAGUGCCAAUGGACCUAACGAUAUCGUAGAACGUGGGAUCCAGAUUGGAGCCAUUAAACGAUAUAAACACACACCUUUGCCCUAGUUGAGUAGCAUAUGGCAGAGCAUACUGUAGGAUAGAUUCAUAAGCCUGAUCAGGACAGCAUGCCUCCUGUAUAUAUUUACAAGGCUCAGAUGGUGCAUGGUGGGGCUCCAGCUGAAACGGCAAAGCUCUGCGGCGGACUUUGUUGACCCAAAGCCGCUGCCUUACACCAGAUCAUUUGUUUCCAACAGCUCAGCGCUGAUCAUUGCCAACUGCGUUGGCUCGGAAAACCCUUGUUGUGAAGUGAACGUACCGCGUGAGCCGAACAUUACUGUGAUGUAUGUACUCCAGAUUUCCAGUGAAAUCUGAAAUCAUUAGGGCCAUAAUUACGCUGUCACGGAAAUGCCUGUCGUGAAGUGACAGUGUAUUGAAAGGUAAGCUCGUCUUGCCUCUGUGGUUCCUGAUGUAUGUUUGCCGUUGUCUUUUGUUGUGCGAACUGA